Rhodamnia argentea is the source of this 1834-nucleotide messenger RNA. RefSeq names its product L-ascorbate oxidase homolog. The coding region runs from base 1 to 1620 and encodes 539 amino acids. Gene Ontology annotation, molecular function: copper ion binding; oxidoreductase activity. The transcript is spliced from 8 exons. The record is from RefSeq and is a predicted model, not a curated record. Lineage: Eukaryota; Viridiplantae; Streptophyta; Magnoliopsida; Myrtales; Myrtaceae.
AUGAGGCAGACUCAGUUCCUGCAAAUGUUUCUUGUUGUGUCCUUGGCAUGGCUAGGCGCUUUCUUGGCCGAUGCUGAAGACGCGUACAGGUACUUCACUUGGACAGUCACUUACGGAACAAUUUCUCCUCUCGGUGUACCUCAACAGGGCAUCCUAAUCAAUGGUCAGUUUCCUGGGCCCCCCAUUGAAGCUGUCACUAAUGACAACAUGGUCAUAGACGUCAUCAACAAACUAGAUGAACCUCUCCUCCUUACCUGGAAUGGGAUCCAGCAGCGGAAGAACUCGUGGCAAGACGGAGUGCUUGGGACUCAGUGCCCGAUCCCGCCAGGCACGAACUGGACGUACAAGUUUCAGCUGAAGGAUCAGAUAGGGACCUUCAUGUACUUCCCUUCGACUGCACUUCACAGAGCAGCCGGAGGUUUCGGAGCUUUGAACAUCGCGCAGAGGUCGGUCAUCCCCAUUCCAUAUCCUACGCCCUUUGGAGAGUUCACUCUUCUUGUUGGUGACUGGUACAAGAGCAACCACACGGCCCUACGGCAAAGCCUCGACGCCGGCAAUCCCCUCCCUCUUCCCGAUGGUCUUCUCAUCAAUGGACGUCCUAAUGGUUUCACCUUCACCGGUCAAAGAGGGCAAACAUACAAGUUUAGGGUUACCAAUGUCGGAAUCGCCACUUCGAUCAAUUUCAGAAUUCAAGGCCACAAUCUCACCUUGAUUGAAAUUGAGGGAUCUCACACUUUGCAAGAGGAGUACGAAUCGCUCGACGUCCAUGUUGGCCAAUCCGUCACUGUUUUGGUCAAAUUGAACGGGUCGCCCAAGGAUUACUUCGUGGCUUGCUCGUCCCGGUUCACGAAGCCGAUCUUCAAUGUCACCGCGUUGCUUCGUUACGACGGAUCUAACAUCCCGGCCUCGUUGCCUCUGCCGAUUGCUCCAACCUACCAAAUCCAUUGGUCCAUGAAACAAGCUAGGACCUGCAGAUUGAACUUGACAGCCAACGCGGCGAGGCCGAAUCCACAGGGCUCGUACCACUACAAUACGAUCCAGGUGGUGAGGACGCUCGUCCUGGCCAACACAGCGACCAAAAUAGAUGGCAAGCUCAGGUACGCCGUGAACGGCAUCUCCUACGUUGACCCGGACACUCCGCUGAAGUUGGCUGACUACUUCAACAUUCCCGGGGUCUUCACGCUGAACACCAUCAAGGACACUCCUCCCUCGGGGCCAGCCACGCCGGGCACCUCGGUGGUUGGGACGACGCUCCACGAUUUCGUGGAGAUUGUCCUCCAGAACACUGAGAAUGCUAUCCAGUCCUGGCACUUGGACGGCUACAGCUUCUAUGCUGUCGGGUAUGGUUCGGGUUCGUGGACGCCGGAUAUGAGGAAACGGUACAAUAUGGCCGAUGCGAUCUACAGGCACACUGUUCAGGUGUACCCAUUGUCGUGGAGUGCGAUACUGGUGUCCUUGGACAACAAGGGGAUGUGGAACUUGAGGUCGGCGAUCUUGUCGAAGCGGUACUUGGGGCAGCAGCUCUACGUCCGGGUCUGGAACAAUGAGAAGAGCCUCUUAACCGAGUACGACAUCCCACCCGACGCAUUGCUCUGCGGCAAAGCCAAGAAGACCUCCUAGAAACAAUCUCUCUUCCAAUUUUCAGUCCCCUUAACUGCGUUUUCUUUCUCAAUUUGGUCCCGCUUUGAGUCAGAUAGACUCCGCAUAUUCAGCUCUCAGUUACGAUGGGGUGACUGUUAGUUUGGGGUAAAAAAAAAAGAAUAAUUAAGCAGAAGGGAAGCAGGCAAGCGUAGUUGUUGGAAUUGGAAGGAGAGAUAUGAACAUUAGUCUAUUU